Molecule: messenger RNA, 735 nt
Organism: Cantharellus anzutake
Lineage: Eukaryota; Fungi; Basidiomycota; Agaricomycetes; Cantharellales; Hydnaceae
Exons: 3
Coding region: 1-735 (244 amino acids)
Source: RefSeq, a predicted model, not a curated record
AUGGUUGCUAAACAAUGGUUGUUUGAGUACAUGACAGACUUGACAUUUGAGUUCCGGAAACAGGACUCGCCGGAACGAUACCAACGAGAGGCUCGACUUCGUGAAUUCUGCUACAACGGACUUACGAAGUGGCAUGUGCCAGAGAUCGUCGCUCACUGCGUUGCGCAUUGCCUUGCUGCUCUUCUGGUCCUUGCCAUCGCCAGGGCCUUAGCUUCUUCAUAUUCUAUAUUCACAAGGUGUCUCUAUAAACCCCCUAUCUUCCAACACAAACCAUUUGAAUCAUACUCAAUCGCCGGACGAAAAAAUUCCACGCCAGAGCCUGACGAUCCAAGAAGCAAAUGGGUCGGUCCUAUAGAAAACCAUAGGAACGAGAAGGAAAACAUAGAACGGCAUGCAUCCGAUUUAGACAAGAAAUGCCUCGAGCGCUUGAAAGAAUCAACGAGAAACGAGAAGCGAGUCAACUCGCCCGUCUGGGCUACCGAACAACUUGAAGGAAUCUACAGCAGCGGUGCACAGCCCGCGGUAUAUAUCGUCGACAAUACCGUCAGGAGUCGAAAGGACAAUACCGCAGCAGAUGGAAGGAAUAGGAACGAAGACCCUUCAAUACUCAGAGGGGCCAUUCCUUUACCGGUGAGGGACUAUGGAAGCGUUCUAUUAUUAUCUCAGAACAACCAACUCGGUUCUAGCUUACAGCGAAGUGCAAAAAAAUCUGCCGGUUUCGAUUCGAACGGGUAA